Vigna umbellata (rice bean) is the source of this 2012-nucleotide messenger RNA. RefSeq lists its product as uncharacterized. Lineage: Eukaryota; Viridiplantae; Streptophyta; Magnoliopsida; Fabales; Fabaceae. The record is from RefSeq and is a predicted model, not a curated record.
AGCAUUUGUUUGAAAAAGUAAUAAUAAAAGAAAAAGACACUUAGAAGAACAACCUUUUGGAAGCAAAUUUAUAUGAAUGUGUAUCAGUGUGAGUGCAUGAUGAUGAUGUAAGAGAGCAUAUUACAUGACACAUUACCAUGAUGUUCCAUAACCGACCCCUCAAGGUCCCAACACAAAAUUGAGUCAUUCUUCUCACUCUUCUUCUGUGUAAAUGUACAAUGUUCUCCUUUAUAUGCAAUGUGAACAGCAAAUCAUGAUCUCAGACAAGGUCUGAGGAUUCUGCACCAUUAAAAAACCUACACAAUCAUAAAAGAAGGAGAAGGAGAAUUCUGUUGAAUGAUGGGAAUCUAUCCUUCUUCUGCUGAUGGUGGAGUUGUUCAGGAAUAAGAAACAGAACAGGUUGCAGUUAUAGAAAAUCAUAACUUAUGCAAAGGGGAAUAGCAGAAUCUGAUAAGGAAAUAAAAGGAAAAAAAGUAUUACAGUUUGAUCUUUAAACUGAGCAGGGAGAAGAUGUGUCAGACUCGCUUGGAACUUUGUCAUGAGUCUUCUCUUAAAGCAUCCAGAGCAUCUUUUAUCCCUGAAAGACUUGGUGAUAUUGUUAUACUCUUAAUAAGGUUUGGCAUAGUCGUGUGCCUUGUUGCCUCCAUAUCACUCGCUCUCCACUCAGCAUUUGCUAAACCAGACCGAUGGUUCCCCUUACCGGAGCAUAUACAUACUGUACAGAAUACUUCUGUCAUUGACAGCGCACCAACAAACAUCUCACAUAUUCUGUUUGGCAUCGGUGGGUCAUCUAACACUUGGCAUGACCGCAGCAACUACAGCAAACUAUGGUGGAAUCCAAACACCACAAGAGGUUUUGUUUGGCUAGACAAGAAGCCUAAGAUUCUGCGUGAUGACAUGCUAGUGCCAUAUCAAAUCUCAAAGGGCUGGAAGCGGUUCCAGUAUGUGCAUUCAGCAUCUGCAGUUCGGAUUUCCCGGAUAGUUCAUGAGAGCUUUAAACUUGGUUUGCCAAAUGUUAGGUGGUUUGUAAUGGGAGAUGAUGAUACUGUGUUCUUUACUGAGAACUUAGUUACUGUGUUGAGAAAAUAUGAUCACAACCAGAUGUAUUAUAUUGGUGGGAGUUCUGAGAGUGUUGAGCAAGAUUUGAUGCAUUCUUAUGACAUGGCAUUUGGUGGUGGUGGAUUUGCAAUCAGUUAUGCAUUAGCUGCUCAACUAGCCAAAAUAAUGGAUGGUUGUCUAAGCAGAUACUACUACUUUUACGGUUCUGAUCAAAGGGUUUGGGCCUGUGUGAAUGAAAUUGGGGUGCCUCUUACCAGAGAAGGUGGAUUCCACCAGCUUGACAUAAGAGGGGAUCCAUAUGGUCUUCUAGCUGCACACCCUUUGGUACCACUUGUAUCACUCCAUCACCUUGACCAAUUGAACUCCUUGUUUCCCAACCAAACUCAAUUUCACUCAAUGGAAAAGCUCAUCAGUGCAUACCACGUUGACCCUGCCCGGACAGUGCAGCAAAGUUUUUGCUAUGACCAUAAGCAUAGAUGGUCAAUAUCCAUCUCAUGGGGUUACACCAUACAAAUAUAUCCAUUUUUGUUGAUGGCAUCAGACUUGCAGAUGCCAUUGCAGACAUUUAGGACUUGGCGAAGUUGGAAAGACGGUCCCUUCACAUUCAAUACGAGACCAAUGAGCUCUGACCCGUGUCAGAAGCCAGCUGUGUUUUUCCUGGAUGAGGUUACAGAAGUGGGAAAAAGUGGAAGUGUCACUAUCUACAAGAGACACGAAGGCAGUGAAGGGAACUGCACGAGAGAAGGCAUUAGUAACGUGGAAUUGGAAAGCAUUACAGUUUCUGCCUUGAAGCUGGACCCAGAAUAUUGGAAAAGUGUACUGCGCAGGCAUUGCUGCCAACCAUUGGCGGGUGGAAGCAUAAACAAUGGUAGUAUGCAUAUCAGGAUUAGGAAGUGCAGACCUCAAGAAACCAUUACUAUUUAGGAAUCAGAUAUUAUAUUUGCUCGGCAUAG